Nerophis lumbriciformis (worm pipefish) is the source of this 1145-nucleotide messenger RNA. RefSeq names its product retinol dehydrogenase 12. The record is from RefSeq and is a predicted model, not a curated record. Lineage: Eukaryota; Metazoa; Chordata; Actinopteri; Syngnathiformes; Syngnathidae.
ACUCUGGCCACGCCCACUUGCCGUGGACUUCCUCCUUUGUCACUCGCUUCGAAUCAUCCGCCCUCGCCCACACUGCACCAUGGACUGGAGGGAUGUGGUCUACAGCCCACUCUGGAUGGUGUCCACGGUCCUGCUGGCCCUGGUGGUGCGUCUCCAGCGGAGAGGGUGCUGGGACCCGCGCUCGUGCCCCACGCAGCUCCGUGGGAAGACCGCAAUGGUGACUGGAGCCAAUUCAGGUAUCGGAAAGUCAAUUGCCAUGGACUUUGCUCGCCGUGGCGCCCGUGUCCUCCUGGCCUGUCGAAGUGUGUCCCGCGGGGCGGCGGCGGCUGAAGAAAUCAAAGCAAAAACAGGCAACUCUGACGUCCACGUGCGCCAGGUGGAUCUUUCCUCCCUGGACUCUGUCGGGGAUUUAGCGGAGAAGAUUUUGAAGGAGGAGAAAGCGCUCCACAUCCUGGUCAACAAUGCUGCAGUGUCAGGUUUACCCCGGCAGAUCACCCACGACGGAUUUGAUCUUUCUUUUGCAACCAAUCAUUUGGGACCCUUCCUUCUCACCAACCUUCUGACUGACCUGAUGAAGACUUCCACUCCAGCACGGAUUGUCACCCUCAGCUCUGUCAACCACAAAAAGGGUGAAGUGGACUUUUCUCAUUUUCAUGGGGAGAAUUUGACUCACCGUUUGGAUCGCGUCUACAACCACACUAAGCUGCACAACAUCAUCUGCACUAACGAGUUAGCACGCAGGCUGCAGGGAACAGGUGUCACCGCCAACUCGGUCCACCCUGGUGUUGUCAUGACGGGAAUGAUGAGACACUACCCCUUUAGGAUUCGUUGUCUCUUCAGCCUCAUUGGACAGCUCUUCUUCAAGUCCGCAGAGGAGGGAGCAGUGAGCGCCAUCUACUGCGCCGUGUCGGAGGAAGCAGAAGGCGUAACUGGGAAGUACUUUGACAGCGACUGUUCCCUGGUCCUCCCCGCCCCCUUAGCUCGGGACCCGGCCCUCGCUGCCAAGGACUUUGACAUCUGCCAGAGACUGACCUCCAGGUUGUGAUGAAAGUCCUCUUGAUAACAGGAAGGAGUCAAAGUCUGUGUUCUUUAUGCCUUCUCUGACAUCAUCACAACAAAUCCAUUGUAAAAAAAGAAAAUAUCUG